Dreissena polymorpha is the source of this 3801-nucleotide messenger RNA. Its product is annotated as glycoprotein-N-acetylgalactosamine 3-beta-galactosyltransferase 1-like. The coding region runs from base 131 to 1525 and encodes 464 amino acids. Gene Ontology annotation, cellular component: membrane. The transcript has 7 exons. Gene Ontology annotation, molecular function: N-acetylgalactosaminide beta-1,3-galactosyltransferase activity. NCBI's taxonomy places the organism in Eukaryota, Metazoa, Mollusca, Bivalvia, Myida, Dreissenidae. The record is from RefSeq and is a predicted model, not a curated record.
CUGUCACGAUUCCCACUCAACUUACACAUAGUUGUUUACAUUGGCAAUUUUAUAUUGGAAAUAACAAUGAGAUAGCAUAUAAACACAAGAAAUUAGAGGUUAAACCAACGUUUUACACGCUGAAACCAUAAUGGCUGCUAAUGGUCAAAUAGGCAUUACGAAAUCCGUUGCGGUCACAUUCGUGAUCGGAGUGUGUUUUGGUUCCGUGUUGGCAUAUUAUUAUUUGACUGUUUCAACGUCUGCGUCGUAUCCAGUGCCAGUUUUGCGACAAACGUCAUCUUACGUUCCAAAUUCAGCAUUUGAUCAUGACCAUCUUUAUUCAGAAGGCUCUCCAACAAAAGGGUUGAGUUGGAAAGAUGAAAUGGCACACAGUCACAAAGUGGAGUCCAAUGAGGUAGCUAGAAUCUUGCAUGACAAGGUGCGAGUGCUUUGUUGGGUCAUGACCAAUCCAUCUAAUCAUGCUCUAAAAGCCCAGCAUGUGAAAGCAACAUGGGGAAAGCGUUGCAAUAUACUUUUGUUUAUGAGCUCUGCGGCUGAUUCAUCACUGCCAACUGUUGUACUGUCAGUCACGGAGAGCAGGGACACACUUUGGGCAAAGACAAAAUUAGCUUUCAAGCAUGUUUAUGAAAAUUACCUUGACAAGGCUGAUUGGUUUUUGAAGUCUGAUGACGAUACUUACGUGAUUGUUGAAAACCUACGGUAUUUACUUGAGGAUAAGAAUGCAACCAAACCGAUCUUCUUUGGCCGUGAAUUCAAACCAUAUGUCAAGAAUGGAUAUAUGUCAGGGGGUGCCGGCUACGUUCUCAGCAAGGAGUCGUUAAAAAGAUUCUACAAUGGUUUGGGAGAUAGCAGCAAGUGUCGCCAGGACGCCGGUGGGGCAGAAGACUUGGAAAUGGGCAAAUGUCUGCAGGAAGUGGGUGUGGUGCCUAUGGAUUCCAGGGACGAACUUCAGCGGGAGAGAUUUCACCCAUUUGUUCCUGAGCACCAUCUGAUCCCAGAUAUUCUGCCCAAGGACAUGUGGUAUUGGUCAUACAAUAAAUACCCGGCAAAACAGGGGCCGGAUUGCUGCAGCGAUUACGCAAUCAGUUUCCACUACGUCAACCCAAACAUGAUGUAUGUUCUGGAGUACAUGGUGUAUCAUCUGAAAGCGUACGGCCACGAUACCAUUCUGAAACUUGAAUGUGAAACCACACACCCCACAAGUACCGUACCCAAGAGUAGAAAAUCUCUGGAAAUGGAAGACCCAGCUAAACAAAAGAUAAUUUCUCCUAGUCUUCUUUCUUCAGAAGGAUUGAUUACAGAGUCUUCUAAGGGGUUAAACCAAGAAGAGUCUGGUAAGGGGAGUAACUCUGAAGAUGCUGUGCCAAAAAAACAGAGUCGUCCAGAUCCAGGGAAUGAGAGAAAUGAUGUUGAUAAGGAUGUAAAUGCUGAAAUUAUGGAUGAAAAUCUUGUGAUAGAUAAGAUUGAUAAGGUAACUGGAGAUGAUACAGGUUCAGGGCUAAAUCAUUAUCUUACCAACAGCUAAUAAGAAGUUGCCUUUAGGAAGUACUUGACAAUUUGUCUUCUAAACAUAAUGAAUCUGUGUCAACAAGUUUAAGUUAAACUUUUUUUCAUCAUUUAAUGAAAUAGGUGUAUACUAGUAAAUCAAAUUCAUAUAAUCAAACUGUUCACAGACACUGUUAUAAUGAUACGAUUGUCUGAACUCAUGGUGGCCAUCUUUUCUAACAAGUCCUAGUCAUUUGUACAGGUUAUUUAUAUAUCAAACAAGUAUUAAAUUGUACAUUCACCUUUUAAUCAAAUUUCUUUGAAUUUUGUAAUAGUCUAAUUAAAUUUUGAAGACUAUGUCAACUCUUUACAUUGUAUGAAAGUGUCAAGCCCAUGCAUACAUGUAUCAUUAAAAAUGUGAUGCUCCUACUUGACGAAUAACUUACUGAUACCCAUGUACUAUGGCAAAAUCAAGAAAUAGAUGUCAACUUCUAAAAUUAUAUAAAGUCAAGCCACCUCAUUUGUAAUUCAACUGAAAACAAACUGCAUAAAAAGGUUUUAACCUUCCACUUUAUACAAUUAUUACCAAAUACAUAAAAGAAAUGUCUCCACUUCACAUUAUACGAUAUUUCACCCACUCCAUAAUUAAUAAUGUCUACCCAGCAUAUAAUAUAAUAAUAUAUGUAAUAUAGGCUGUCUACACAAAACAUAUUUUAAUUGAACCCACCACAUAACAAAGAAGUCUACCCACCAAAUAAUACUAUUAUUCCCCCCCCCCCCCACGCACACACACAGCUUUUUUUAUAAAGGCUGUGUACUCCCACCUAAUACAAUUUGUAUAUUUUUGCUUUUCGUUUAUUUUCACCAGCCAAAACAGCUUUAAUUAGUAUUAUUAUUAAUGGUGAACGUGCUGACUUUUCGGUAAUCAGCUUACCUGGGCACAAUGUGGUGAAAUUUGUGAUCACCCUGUGUCCGGUGUGUAGUGUACUUUGUCAACAUUUUCCUAUGUCCAUUAUGUAGUGUACUUGGUCAACACUUUCCUUGUUUACAUUUACAGAGGCCACACUAUUGUCAACUUGUCAUGAAAUUUAGUCAGAACAUUUUCCUGCAUAAAAUCUUUGCCCAGUUAGAAACUGGGUCACGUGGGGUCAAAAACAAGGUCACUAUGUCAUAGUGGAGAGAAAGCAUGUAAACGCUAGAAGUUGCAAAUUUUGCCCAAUGAAAAUGAAAAUUGUGGAGAACAUUUAUUCUUAUAAUAUUUCAGCUGAGUUACAAAAUGGUUCUGUUUCAUUAUAAAAUAUGGUUGUCAGGGAGCAGGGCAGGUUUUUAUAUAGUAUAUAUUAUGGAACUUGCUUGAAAUAUCUGUAGUCCCAGUUGAAUUUGUAAAUGUUUUCCCUCAGUUGAAAAACAUGGUCAUUUAUGUUGUAUUAUGAAACCCUCUACGAUCUUCUCUUGAGAUAAGUUUAGUUUCUAGGGCCUUCAGGCGAGCACUCUUGUAAAAAAAAAGUAAACUGCUUCUCAGAUUCUUGUGUUUGUAAUAAUAUUUUGUACAUUUCAUACAAAAUAUGUUUCUUUGUUUUUUCAAAUUCCAUUUUUGAAUUUCCAUAUACCAAACCCUGCAUAAUUUAAUAUACAACGACAUGAGAAUGUAAUAUGUCCCAAUAGGGUUAUAAUUUAAAAAAAAUUCAAUAUAAGCUAGCAAUUUAUAAUUGUAAAUUGUAAAUAAAAACAGGCCUUGUUGGUCAUCACUCCUUGCUAAGUGAAAUAUGUAUUGUACCCCUUAUGUGAACAUUAUAUAUGGGCUGAGCUCUGUGAAAGGGGGUAUAAUGCAUGUGUUUGAAGUGUCAACCAAAGUUCAAUACUCUAUGACAUGUAGAGAAGUUUUAAUCAAAGUAAACAGUAUUAUUGCUAAAACUUUUUGUUUUACAUUAAACCAAAUAAAAGUACAGUUAACUAAUCCAUGACAUCUAAAGAAGUUGUUUGCAAAAUAAAAUAGUUGCUUCUUUUUGUAUCUUAAAAUGUUAUGACUUUAAAUGUGUUGAUAAUUGUUCUUUUGUUAUCAUAAGUUAAAAUUUUCUGUAUGAUAUGAUUAAUGUGUGGAGCAUUGUUAUUUUAUUAAUUUUAGUAUAUUUUUAACCAGGUUUUCCGAAGGAAAAAACUGGUUAUUAGAUUGGCGAAUGCGGGCGGGCUGGCUGGCUGGCGGGCUGGCUGGCGGGCUGGCGGAACAAGCUUGUCCGGGCCAUAACUUUGUCGUUCAUUGUGAGAUUUUAAAAUCAUUUGGCACAUUUGUUAACCAUCAUUAGACGGUGUGUCGCG